GGUGGCGGGUGGUGGUAGUUUCUGUUUCUGUCAGUGUCAAAAUCAAAAUAUCUGUGGAUCUUCACUGUUCACUCAUACAUUGUUAUGCUGGCUAACUAUGAAACUUAUUCCAAAAUCAACUUUGCAUUACGUGGCUUACUUAACUUUCUGUCACACGUUGUCAAUUCAUGUAAAUAAGUUCAUUCUUUCCGUUCUACGAUUUACUUAUCCAACUGUGUUCCAAGGAUGGCAAACAUUUGUGGCUGUUAUUAUAAUGAGAAUCCUUAUGUUUGAAAAUUUGUCUGCAGUUGUGUGCUUGAAGUCUUUUUGUUCUCAUCUACCUCUCUUCUUGUCAUUUGUUGGAGCAAUUGUAGCAGGAUCAAAGGCUCUCUCAUACUUGCCUAUUCCUAUCAUUGUGGCAGUUUCCAAUUUGUUGCCAGCCCUAAACCAUAUUCUUACUACCUGCCGGUCUGAUGCUACAAAUUAUUUUCUUUUUAGCAACAGUAUAUUAUGUGUAGUGAGUGUUCUGGCAAUUUUCUUCUCGGACCACAAUUUAUCGAGCUUCAGUGUGGCGGCUUUAUGGCUAUACACCCAUUUAUUAUUUGGUGCUUCUCAGGACAUCUUCAAUAACGAAGAUACAUCAACAAGAUUUAGUUCCUUUGAUAAGUUAUUUUAUUGUAAUUUAUUCAGUGUUGUAGUUCUAGCCCCCAGCAGCUUAUAUUUGGAGGAAGCAUUUGAAGCACUACAUUUUCAAGAGAGAAGCCAGUUGAGUUUUUUGUUUGGUUGUGUUUUGAGUGGAGUUUCUGGAACUCUAGGAUCUGUCCUGUCCCUUCAUUCAGCUUCAGAGUCCCUUAAUGUUAAUGCAAUUUCUAAGGUCCUUCUGUGCUUGUUUUCCCCAAUGAUUUUGCCGUGCUCAUUAAGCUAUUUCACUUGGUUAUUGAUUUACAUAAUCUUAAUUACAUCCUGUUUCAUACCUCAUAGUGCCACAGAAGUGAUGGAUUGUUCCAGGCCCAAGCAAUUGGAACAUGUGUGAUUCAGCAUGAUUUCAUAAUGUGCUCCACUUGCUUUCCUGCUCCCGUUUCUGAGAAAGAACUUACCUGUAUUGGGCUCUGGAGUGAAGAUAAGAUAGUGCAUGAAAAUUGAGUGCAUUAAUUUUGUAAAUAAAUGAAAUUUAAGGAA
This is a messenger RNA of Thrips palmi, 1158 nucleotides long. RefSeq names its product transmembrane protein 241-like. Lineage: Eukaryota; Metazoa; Arthropoda; Insecta; Thysanoptera; Thripidae. The record is from RefSeq and is a predicted model, not a curated record. The transcript has 5 exons. Bases 98 to 1012 code for a protein of 304 amino acids.